Messenger RNA from Cynocephalus volans (Philippine flying lemur), 1654 nucleotides. It is a transcript of the gene NODAL, whose product is annotated as nodal growth differentiation factor. The coding region runs from base 98 to 1144 and encodes 348 amino acids. Lineage: Eukaryota; Metazoa; Chordata; Mammalia; Dermoptera; Cynocephalidae. Gene Ontology annotation, molecular function: growth factor activity; cytokine activity. Gene Ontology annotation, cellular component: extracellular region. The record is from RefSeq and is a predicted model, not a curated record. The transcript has 3 exons.
AAAGCUUCCCGGGUGGGAGGAAGCGCAGAGGCGGGGCGGCUGCGGAGGCCCAGGAUAAAAGGGGCGAGGAGCUGCCUUCAGGCCCAGCCAGUCCACCAUGAACGCCCGCCGCCUGCGGAUCUUCCUGCUGCACGCCUGGUGGGCCGUGCUCCAGGCGGGCGCCGCGACGGUGGCCACCGCGCCCCUAAGUCUGCGGGGGCAGCCCUCGUCGCCGUCCCCUCUCGCGUACAUGCUGAGCCUCUACCGCGACCCGUUGCCCCGGGCGGACAUCAUCCGCAGCCUGCAGGCGCAAGAUGUGGAGGUGGAUGGGCAAAACUGGACCUUUGCUUUUGACUUCUCCUUCCUGAGCCAAGAAGAGGAUCUGGCAUGGGCUGAGCUCCGGCUACAGCUGUCCAGCCCUGUGGACCUCCCCGUUGAGGGCCCACUCACCAUUGAGAUCUUCCACCAGCUGAAGCCAGACUCAGAGCAGAACACAGCAGGCUGCCUGGAGCGUUUUCGGAUGGACCUGUUCACUGUCCCUCUGUCCCAGGUUACCUUUUCCUCGGAAAGCAUGGUCCUAGAGGUGACCAGGCCACUCUCCAAGUGGCUGAAGCACCCUCGGGAACUGGAAGAGCAGAUGUCCAGUCUGGCCAGAGAAUGCUGGCAGCGGCCCCUGAUGCCACCCAGCACUGACGGGCUCCUAGUGCUCUACUCCAACCUCUCUCAGGAGCAGAGACGGCUGGGCAGCUCCACCUUGUUGUGGGAAGCUGAGAGCUCCUGGCGGGCCCAGGAGGGACAGCUGUCCCGCGAGAGGGGCAGGAGGCAUCGUCGAUAUCACUUGCCAGAUAGAAGUCAACUGUGUCGGAAAGUCAAGUUCCAGGUGGACUUCAAUCUGAUUGGCUGGGGCUCCUGGAUCAUCUACCCCAAACAGUACAAUGCCUAUCGCUGCGAGGGCGAGUGUCCUAACCCCGUUGGGGAGGAGUUUCAUCCGACCAACCAUGCAUACAUCCAGAGUCUGCUGAAACGUUACCAGCCCCACCGAGUCCCUUCCACCUGCUGUGCCCCAGUGAAGACCAAGCCACUGAGCAUGCUGUAUGUGGACAAUGGCAGAGUGCUUCUAGAUCACCAUAAAGACAUGGUUGUGGAAGAAUGUGGGUGCCUCUGAUGAGAUCCUGGAGGGAUGCUGGAUUUGCUUGCACUCUGGAAGGUCAGGAAGCUCCCAGAAGACACGAUGACCAUCUAAUCCAGUGAGGAGAAACAAAGAGGGGGUCUACCCACAAGAACUGAAGGAGAAGGGCUGCCCACUCUGUAAAUGAAGGGCUGUGUGGAGUCUGGCCAAACACAGAGGCCGCUGUCAGGAAGAAGGAGGAGGAAGCUUGUGCGGGGCUUGCUAGGUUUUCUCUUUAUUUAAGACAGCGGUGAGUGAAAGCACAAGUGCAAGAGUUCUUUACCUGAGAUUUUUAAACCUUUGAACCCCUGAAAUCAUAUGCAAAAGUUGGGACAUGUGUGCAUUUAUUUUUGAGGUGGGACAAGGUCAUCUAUAGCUUUCAUGUAUUCUCAAAAGUGGUCUGUGACCUGCCUUUUUCCUCAAAGUAUCACUGCAUAGAUUAAAAACAGUCAGCUCUCGUUGCCUUUGGCUGAGUUAGGAGAGCCCCCCCAUCUCUUUCUGGCUGGC